Molecule: messenger RNA, 872 nt
Organism: Suillus paluster
Lineage: Eukaryota; Fungi; Basidiomycota; Agaricomycetes; Boletales; Suillaceae
Exons: 6
Coding region: 183-662 (159 amino acids)
Source: RefSeq, a predicted model, not a curated record
UUGUCGCAUGUCUAGAGGCGCCUCAGUUCAAUGAUGCAAGACAGGCCCACGCAAAGAUUCCGAUUCGACUUUAUUAUCACUCUUGAAGCAUAGGAGGCACUAGAAAGUGCUAAGGGGAAGUUGCAGGUAUGUAACUCACCUGUAUAAUAUCGAUAGGAGAGGGCAUCAGCCCUAAGGGCUAGAUGAAUCUUUUAAGCGCCGUUCAUCAUGGCGUUCGCAAUCGACUACUUGUGGAUCUUAAUUGCAAGCAGAGCGCAAAAUACAUUUCAGGGUAUUCAUAUUUGUGGAACCAUAGUCUGUAUCCGUAUAUGCACAUAUUUCAUUACCCAUCAAUGGUCGUGCUAUAUAAGACCGCCCCAGCUUCACAGAGGAUGGAACCUCGACAUCAAGACUCACCUGGUAGAAUGUCGAACGGAACUGAUCCCCAUAGGCUACCACUACCAAACUGGUGGAAGGUCCCAAACUCUGAAGAUUUUCCUAUAUGCUCCGUGCUGUUUCGACUACUUUGUCUGAUCUCCGUAGGAAGAUAUUCCCUUGACUAUCACUGGAAUUCUAAGGUAGACGAGGGUGAGUGGGAUAAACAUAGGAAGAUGGUUGUCAAGAGACUGAAUAAUAUUAACAUUGUGACAAGCUUGGUAGCGCUUUCAGCAGUCAGGACAUGAAAGAAUUAUAACACUUGAUUUGCAGGUGUUCACUAUUUCCGCGGUCUUUCUUUCAAUGCAACCUCCCCUGACAUCAUUUCUUCCAUACACAACACCCACUUGCUAUGUUUUUGCUUUCGGGUCAUUGGCAUAUGCCCUCAGUGGCCUGGCCUGUGGUGUAGGUGUGGUCAACAUAUACGAAGUCUCUGAUCGAGAAUGGACCAGAGAUGU